Molecule: messenger RNA, 1807 nt
Organism: Miniopterus natalensis
Lineage: Eukaryota; Metazoa; Chordata; Mammalia; Chiroptera; Miniopteridae
Gene: CFAP45
Product: cilia and flagella associated protein 45
Source: RefSeq, a predicted model, not a curated record
AUGGUAUUGGCUUGCUGGCUGCAGUCCUUGGGCUAUGGCAAAGAUAAGUCAUUAAGCACACCUGGCGGCCCGAGCUCCUCUUCUACUACUUCCAACAGGUCAAGGAAUAGGACUCGCUAUCGGACCAAAGCUAUUAGCUCCGAGGUAGAUGAGAGCCUCUUCAGAGGUAACAAGCCCCUGGCCCGGAGUGACAGCCCCAUCGUGCUGCUCCGAGACAAACAUGCCAUUCGGAAAACUUUCACUGCUUUGGGCUUGGACCACAAGCCGGAGACCAUCCAGCUCAUCACCCGGGACAUAGUUCGAGAACUCAUCAUUCCCACAAAGGAUCCCUCCGGGAAAUCCCUUAUCAUCAGCCCCGAAGAGUUUGAGCGGAUUAAAUGGGCAUCCCAAGUGCUGACCAGAGAAGACCUGGAGGCCAGGGAACAGGCCUUCAAGAAGGAGAAGGAAGCCAUCCUGGAUGCGGUGACCACACGCAAGAAGGUCAUGAAGCAGAAGGAAAUGGCUUGGAGGAACAACAAGAAGCUCAGUGACCUAGAGGAAGUGGCCAAGGAGAGGGCCCAGAACCUUCUGCAGAGAGCCAACAAGCUGCGGAUGGAGCAGGAGGAGGAGCUCAAGGACAUGAGCAAGAUCAUCCUUAAUGCCAAGUGCCAUGCCAUCCGGGAUGCCCAGAUCCUGGAGAAGCAGCUGAUCCAAAAAGAACUGGAUGCCGAGGAGAAGCGGUUGGAUCAGAUGAUGGAGGUGGAACGGCAGAAAUCCAUUCAGAGGCAGGAGGACCUGGACAGGAGGAGGAGGGAGGAAAGAAUCCGAGGAAGACGGCACAUUGUGCAGCAGAUAGAAAGGAACCAGGAGGAGCGGUCGCUGUUUGCGGAGCAGCGGGAGCAGGAGAAGGAGCAGAUGCUGGAGUACAUGGAGCAGCUCCAGGAGGAGGACCUGCGGGACAUGGAACAAAGGCACCAGCAAAAACUGAAGAUGCAAGCUGAGAUUAAGCGCAUCAACGACGAGAACCAGAGGCAGAAAGCAGAGCUGCAGGCUCAGGAGAAGCUGGCAGACCAGCUGGUGAUGGAGUUCACCAGGAAGAAGAUGGCUCGAGAAGCAGAGUUUGAGGCUGAGCAGGAGAGAAUCAGGAGGGAGAAAGAGAUGGAGAUCGCACGCCUGAGGGCCAUGCAGGAAAAGGCCCAGGAUUACCAGGCAGAACAGGAUGCCUUGCGGGCAAAGCGCAACCAGGAGGUUGCAGACAGAGAGUGGCGCAGAAAAGAGAAGGAAAACGCUCAGAAGAAGAUGGAAACAGAGGCCAAGCUGCGGAGAAGUCGGCUGGAGCAGGUGGCUUUCAAGCAGCACAGCCUGGCCGUGCAGGUGCAGCGGGACCGGGAUGAAUUCAACAGGAUCCUUCGGGCCCAGAGGGAGCAGAUUGAAAAGGAGCGGCUGGAGGAGGAGAAGAAGGCCUCGGGGCGCCUGCUGCACGCCAACGAGCUCCGGCGCCAGGUGCGCGAGAACCAGCAGAAGCUGGUGCAGGACCGCAUCGCCACCUUCGAGGAGGGCCGGCGCCUCCAAGAGGAGGCCCAGAGGCGACGCGAGCGCAUCGACGACAUCAAGAAGAAGAAGAUUGAAGAGCUGAGAGCCACCGGCCUUCCCGAGAAGUACUGCAUCGAAGCCCAGCGCAAAGCUAACAUCCUGCCACCCGCCUCUGUGAGCUGAGGGGCGCCUCUGAGCUGCUCUGGGCGCCCACAGGGGAAGGUUCGCCCCGUCGCUGGGAGUCCAUGACUGCUGCUCACCUAGACAUUUAGGAGUUACAGAUUAAAUCUAUUCU